This is a messenger RNA of Dermatophagoides farinae (American house dust mite), 937 nucleotides long. The record is from RefSeq and is a predicted model, not a curated record. NCBI's taxonomy places the organism in Eukaryota, Metazoa, Arthropoda, Arachnida, Sarcoptiformes, Pyroglyphidae.
UUUAUUAUCAAAAUCACCAUGGUAACUGGAUGAUGGCCAAUGUUUUGAAUUUGUUUUGAAACUACUUGUGAUUCAUGUUCGAUCCAAAAAAAACAACAACAACAACAACAGUCAUUGAAGAAUAAAACGAAACAAACGUUUUUUAAAAAGAAACAAGACCUUCGAUAAUCGAUUCCUUUUGAUAGAUUUUUCUUCAAAUUUCGAUUUUUCCCCUGACAUACACACACAACCGAAUCUCCGUACAAGGGGGCAAAAAAAAUUACCUUCAAAUCGUUCGAAUCAAAGUCUUUUUUUUCCAUUGCACAUUUGUUGUUGUUUUUUUUUUAUUCAUUCACCUGAUAUUUAACUACACUAAUUAAAUAGUAGUAGCAAGUAGUACGACGGUGAUGAUAACAAACAAAACAAAAAUGAAAUGGAUAAUAUCCUUACGUUUUAUAUCGCUUGUGGCACAUUUAGUCCUUGUCAUUUUAUUUAUAUCGAAUCGUGAUUAUAAUGUACGGCUAUGUUUAUCAUGGAAUCAUAGUGAUAAGGAAUAUUGGUCAAAAGAUUAUGAAUUGGUAGUUGGACUGUCCCUGUCGAUCGUAUUACUAAUACUUGAACUAUUAUCAUUCAUUACUGGCAUUACGAUGAUACAUGCUAAACAGACAUUAUUUUAUGACAAUUUUUCCUUUUCAUUUUUUUAUUUUCUUACAACAGCAUUUUGUAUCCAUACAUUUGGUACAAUAACAUUAACAUCAUUCAUAAUGGAUGGCUGGGAAUGUCAACUAUUUUGGUGGCUAUUUACAAUUACAAUUUUAAUACCAUUUUUAACCGAAUCCAUGAUAAUGAUACAUACUAUUCUAUUGUUGUAUAAUACAAAUCUAACCUAUAGAUAAGUAGUAGUAGUAGUAAUAAUAAUUUGAUUUAAAUCAAAUGAGGUCAAAACAUAAAAAACUAA